UAAAACAGACAAGGACAUCAUUUCAGACACGACGGACAGAGACAUGGAUGCCAUUCAGUCCCACUUUUUAAUGAGGACUUCCUUAAUCUUUCUACUUCUCUACCUGUUUCAACCGUCGGCAGCCAUUGAGACUGAGAUCUGUGCCGGUCCUAAAUAUGUGGAUGUUGUAGAAAACAACUCAGUGGGUGAUGUUAUAGCAAAUAUUACUAUCAUCCACCCUGGGGUGACCCUGACGCUCAAACCCCCCUCUGACAACACAUUUAGACUCCGAGGACGAGAGCUAUUAACUGCUAUAGAGUUUGAUUAUGAGAAUCCUGUAAAAAGCUAUGAUGCUAUCAUCAUUUGUUCUGAGGAACCUCCAGGUGAACGCCAGAUGGAGCUCAAAAUUCCUGUAUUUGUUUUAAAUGUGAAUGAUAACCGUCCAGUGUUUGACCAGAACACCUACCAUGUUAAUGUCAGUGAGGCGUCUCCUGUAGGAACAAGUGUGGGUCAGUUUGCUGCCACAGACCAGGACAAAGACACUCAGCUUUUCUACACACUGACAUCUGACUCUAUGCUCUUUAAAUUGAGGUCACCUACUAUUCCGGAUGUCCUUACCAAUGCAACACUCGACUACGAAAAAGUCGACAAUGUCCGUUUGGUAUUGUAUGCUCAGGACACACCGUUGACAAAACCAGAAAAAAGCCCCUCAUUCACUGCCACCACCACCAUUAUGGUCACCAUCACAGAUCAGGACAACAGGCCGCCCUGGUUCCAGCCUUGUACCAAACAAAAUAAUGGGGAGGCUGUGAUCUGCUACAGCACAGGAUACACUGGCAGUGUUGUCUUAAACCAAAUACAGACUGGGGUUUUACCACUGGAACCAGGACCACUUUAUGCCAUUGAUGGAGACUCUGGAAUUAAUGAGGAGAUAACAUACCUGAUUCUGAGUGGAAAUGAUGGUGAUUAUUUUGAGAUCAAUGCAAACACGGGGAACAUCAGCAUGCUGAAGCCGGUGAACAGACCUGACACUAUCCAUCUCACAGUUCUGGCUGCUCAAAAGAAGAACAGGAAUCAGUUUGCUACCACCACUGUCACAAUCAGCGUUCUGUUGAAGAGUGACUUCCGCCCACAGUUUCAGAAGUCGAGUUACAAAGGUCUCAUCACUAAAGUAGGCUCAAUGGCUAUGGACAACGAUAAGCCCCUUAUCAUCCACGCAACAGACAAAGACUACCCUGAGGAAAUAAACCCCUUCAUUGUGUACUCUGUUAUUGGGAGCGAUGACUUCUCCAUCCUUAACGGCUACUUAUUCAUGACUAAGGAUCUUCCAGACAGCACGUUAUCCCUGCAUGUGGUGGCAACAGACGAUUCUAAUGGGGAGUCGGACAGAGCUGAGCUCAUAGUGGAGGUGAAAUCAGGUCUCACAACCACCACUGUGCCAAUGAGCACUACAACCAUUAUGACCACAACGGCCAUAGAUGAAUCCACCAAGAGCAGCCAGACCACUGAAGAUAUCCAGGUGUCCACCACCAACCAUAAAACAUCAACCAUCAGUGAACCAUCAACCAUCAGUGGCCAAACGUCCAUCCCCAGCACGACAAGUGACGCUGUAAUCUCCACCACAGAUUCAAGUCUCACAACCACCACUGUGCCAAUGAGCACUACGACCAUUAUGACCACAACGGCCAUAGAUGAAUCCACCAAGAGCAGCCAGACCACUGAAGAUAUCCAGGUGUCCACCACCAACCAUAAAACAUCAACCAUCAGUGAACCAUCAACCAUCAGUGGCCAAACGUCCAUCCCCAGCACGACAAGUGACGCUGUAAUCUCCACCACAGAUUCAAUAAUAAUACCACCAGGCAGCUAUGGGUCACAAGACAUGAUAGCACUGGGUGUGACCCUUGGCAUCCUCCUCUUUGCCUGUCUGGUGGUCAUUGGAGUGCUUGUCCAUCGCAUGAGGAAAGAGAAAGCAGACUGGAGGAAGAUCUAUGAAGUCAACGUGUUUCGAAGCUCUCUUGGUCAAAGCUCAGGUGGCUUUAAGAAGGAAUUCCAGUACACCAACGAGGCCUUCCAAAACACUGCAGAUGAAGGAGGCAUGGGCUCCGGUCCCUCAGCAGUGGACGACACGCCUCUCACACAGGCUGUCAGGAAGUCUACGCUGCCACUGCACACGCUCCAGUCUGAUGAUACAAGCGACACGGGCUCAGAUAAGGCCGACAGUGAGAAGGAGGUAAAACCCAUCCUGACCAAAGAGAGGCGCAUGGAGGAGGGCUACAAGGCCGUCUGGUUCAAGGAGGACAUCGACCCCAAUGCCAAAGAAGAGGUGGUCAUCAUCCCAGACAGUAGAGUGGAUGACAGUGAAGAUGAGGAGGACGAGGAGGAGGAGGAGCGACCCAAGUCCAGCAAUAAAACCCUGAAGAUGGAUACUGAUGACACAGAUCUGGAUAGUGGACUUGGCGUGAAGAUGGGGGAUCCACCAGAGGACUCAGAUGAUGAUGAAGCACUGACCUCCAAUCUAUGAGAUGAGUGAAAAAUCAAAGACAUGGCAGGAAGCAUCUAUAAUCAAAUGUAAUGUUGAUGUAACACACACCCUUCAGUCAUCAGAGAGAACACAUAUGUUAAGCUAUAAAUUAAAAUUCUUUAUGUACAAAGGUUUAAAGGACACUGCCUAGUAUGAGACAUCCUUUUCACCACAGAGUCCAGACCUUUACCCCACUGAGAGUCUUUGGGAUGUGCUGGAGAAGACUCUCCCAGCAUCAACACGAGAUCUUGUUGAAAAAUGAACUGGACGUAAAUAAAUGUUGAUGCCACAGAGGAUGAGAGCUGAAGGCGGUCCAGGCACCUUUAACACUUCUUACUCUUUCUGUAGAACGUCAUGUGUCAUAAUGAAUUCAUGAUUGAUGGUGAUUGACUUAAUGAUCUUGCUUUGACCUGAUGAACCCUCACACCCUGCUAACCUGCUAACAGUCCCAGUGCUAAGACUAGAGCCCCCUGUUUAUGGAACAGCUGCUGAACUGCCGGAGAACCUGAGGCCCAGAGAACGUUGACAUUUUGAAAAGCAGACUCAAGACCCACCUUUUCUGUUUGGCUUUUAACUAAUGUCCCCGUUUUAUCUUGUUUAAGAUUUUCUAAAAAGAAGAGGUGGAGAAAGUGGAUGAGUUUGAAUACCUGGAGGCUUCAUUUUAGCCUUGUCUCCUUCCCUUCCCCCUCCCCUCUCUCCUCUCCUUUACUCUGGUCGAGGCAGAUGUUCAUACACGGUCUGGUUCUGUCAGAGAGUUCUUCCUUCCUGUGAUCGUGUAAAGUGCCUUGAGAUAAAAAUAUGUUAUGAAUCAGUGCUGUAUGUUUAAACUGAUGUGUCACAGAAGAAUAGCAGCAAAAGUGAAGGUCUCCACGACGGUAGUGAGACCUGCCGUGAUGAAGUCAGCGUCACUUUCUACAGACAGGAGGCGGCGCUGAAGGUGUGAACAGGAUGGACAGGAUUAGAAAUGAGCAUGACACGUUAAAGUACUCACAGGUCACUCUCUCCAUCACACUGCAUGCAUGUCUCUGUGACAACAAAGAUUAAACUCAUCAAAGAUUA
This is a messenger RNA of Solea senegalensis (Senegalese sole), 3559 nucleotides long. RefSeq names its product cadherin-related family member 5-like. The transcript is spliced from 16 exons. Gene Ontology annotation, biological process: multicellular organism development; homophilic cell-cell adhesion; adherens junction organization. Bases 44 to 2500 code for a protein of 818 amino acids. Lineage: Eukaryota; Metazoa; Chordata; Actinopteri; Pleuronectiformes; Soleidae. Gene Ontology annotation, molecular function: cadherin binding; calcium ion binding. Gene Ontology annotation, cellular component: catenin complex; adherens junction; membrane. The record is from RefSeq and is a predicted model, not a curated record.